Messenger RNA from Protopolystoma xenopodis, 429 nucleotides. NCBI's taxonomy places the organism in Eukaryota, Metazoa, Platyhelminthes, Monogenea, Polystomatidea, Polystomatidae. The record is from the annotation of a GenBank genome assembly.
GAUCUAUGCGCUGCUUGUGAAUAUCUGUCCGAAGCCGGCGCAGAAACUGAAAAGCCUAUGGGUAUUAUCGGCUUUUGCUGGGGAGGCAAGCAGGUGGUUCAUGCAUGUACUGAGCAGACACGUACUAGCCUUGGACUACAUUUUGGCGCUGGCGUCUCUAUUCAUGGCGCUGGGCUUGCUCCCGAGGAUGCGGAACUAGUUUCAGCACCAAUGAUGUUUCUUCCAGCUGGAGAUGAUCCUGACAUAGCUCCCUUAAAGACUGUCCUAGAUGGUAAAGGUUUUGGACAUGAGUGCAUCUACCACACCUUUUCCGAGGAGACGCAUGGCUUUGCAGCUGGUCGAGGUGAUUGGUCGUGUGAAAGAACUCGGCUAAAUGCGUACAGGGCAGCAAAUAUGGCAGCUGAAUUUCUUAAAAAACAUCUUGCCUAG